GUUGUCAGUCAUGAGUGAUGUCAUUUGUCAUGUUCAACCUCAAGCACGGUUGUUUUGCCUUUUUUUCUCAGUCGUAAUGGUUUUUUUAUGAGGAUCUAUAGUUUUAAGUUAAAAGCAAUACAAAACAUCAAUAAUAGUAAAACAUAUGGUGUUUUAUUAAUGUAAAAGUGUUAUAAAAGUGUCAUUGUUCAGUGUUUUAGACGUAAUUCUUGUUUAUGAGUAUUGCGUAUCAUGUAACUCUUUCAUCUUGUGGUUUAUUUUGUGGCUGCUGCAUCUAUUUCCGACCAAGCAUUCUUCCAUAACGAUACCAUGAAAUAAUUAAGUGAGAUGAGUUGGCUCCGGACAACAUCAUUGACACUGGCACGCCAGUUGUCACGGACUCUUGAUCCUCGUCAUGACUAUGAGCCUCAAGCGUGCUAUAAUUCAUUUUGCAAACACUGGCAACAGGCUCAUGAUAUUAUUAUAAAAUCACAGCCUCAACAUUUACACGAUGAUGUUCUUGGUGUAGUGAAUCAUCUCGAACAGUUGACCACACUCUUGGUGUUAGAAGCAAGGGCGCGGGAGAUCAACCGUAUGUCAAGUCCAGCGACAUGCCUCGAAUAUUUGCUCAGUGAGAACCUACUGGACAAAUUGUAUGAAUGGGCGAUAUGUACGGGCAAAUACGAAAAUGCAGUCCGACUGGAACAACUUAAAUUAUUUGGUAACCUAGUCGGCCAUUACGGUUCACAGGUUAUAGCUGCUGAACCAUUUCUUCGGCCACUAUUAAAACUUCUCAGUGGAUUUAGAAACCAGUUGCCCCCACCAAAUCUGGAAAGUCAAUUGGUAGCUGUACUAAACCAACUAUGUGUGGUACUGAUGCAGAAUAUGAAAUUCAUAGAUCUCUUCUUUCUUAUGACGCACACGAAAAACGGUUCACAAGCAGAAUUUAUCAUCGGUCGUCUACUUCUGUCGUCUGUGCAUAUAGAAGGUUCCGCAGGCUCGGUGGCGCGUGACGCGUUUCUACUCUGCGCUAAGAUGUCCGCAAAAUGUCCACCUCUAGCACACUGCUUGCUUGCGGGGAACGCAUGUCCUAUACUGGCGACAGGUCUGAGCGGGCUGUACUCCCUGCUGCCGCGCUCGCUGGGCGUGGCGCGCCUCACUCCGGACGACGUCAAUCGCGUGCACAAACUCACACUCUUCAUCGACUCGCUCGAGUUCUGCAAUGCAGUCGCUCAGGUAGCUCACCCGUCCAUCAAGAAACAUCUACUAGAUCUACUGUACCAGGGCUUUCUGGUACCGGUGAUGGGUCCAGCACUGUUACAGAAGAGAGCGGCGCCCUUACAGAGCGGAGCGGGGGAGCAGGCGACGGCCAUGGCCUACCUCGAGCUGUUACUGCGCUGCGUCACUUCCGGGGGACUGUUGCGGGUGAUCCUACACUUCCUGUUCGCGUACGAGUACGAUGGUGUCAAAGUUAUUGAUGUACUACUCGGUAGAUUGGAAGGGAAUGAUCAACUUUCCUUAGUAACUUUAUCUCUUAUUGAAACACUCAUCGACCUGAAUUGCGAAGAUGUUAUGAUAGAACUAAUCUACAAAUACCUCCUGAAUGGCAACCAUUUGAUGGCGAUGUACAGGCAUAAGUUAUCCAACCCGGAACUCUACAGAGAUUCAGCAAUGGCCUUCAUAGGACUAAGUCCCAGGUGUUGUACGAGACCCGUAGAGAAGACCAGGGAGUGGGUGGAUGAAUUGGCCCUGAGUGGGAGGAGAGUGUUGGAUUUUAAGAGAGAUGAUGAUAACAGAAGAAUGAACGGAGUGCACGGUGAUAUUGCCAUGAACAAUCUAGUCCAUGAAGUUAACUUUGAUUACGGGCCCGGACGUGAUACUUUUGUUCCCAAGAACCCAAACGAAACACUUUAUAACAAUUAUCACGCAUAUCUCUGCGACGCGCGAUUCGAAAUAGUAUCACGUUCGAUAGCCUGCGCAAACUGGAGCUUCAAAUACGACGCAAUCCCACCGAAACGAGAAACUAACAACAACUCAACUAAAGAAACGAAAGAGAUAGAUGCUCAAACCCCUUUGCGAGAGCAGGACAGCCUCGUCUCAGUAUGCACGAGCGGCUAUGAUACUCUCAAAAACAGCGAUACUUCUGAAAAGGAACCGCAUAGCUUGAACUCUUUGAAUGAAGUCGGUGAAAGCAGUAAAGUUAGUGAACAGCAAUGCAACGAAACAAAAGAUCCUGAUAGUUUAACAUCGUUCGGUGAAAGUAGUGGAUAUGAUAGCUUUAUGUACAGAAUUGAUGAAAACGAGGACGAAGGUUUCGCUGAGGAUUCGUUCAUGAAGAGUUUUGUGAAAAGUACAGUUACAAGGGAGUACGAUGAAAUGUCGUCCGUGAGGAACUGGCGUGCCAGUGCUGAAUCAAUUAUCGGCCCCCUUCUGCAUAGUCUUCUAAAAAAAGCCGCUAAUUUCCUCGAAACCGAAGUAGCUGUUACGUGUCGAGUAUCCAGCAUAUUGAGUAAGCUCGCCUCUUUGCCGACGCCGCUGUUGACGGCACUAUUGUUGUGUCCCGGCUUCGUGUUGCAUCCGAAUGUGCCUUCAUUGUUUCAGAUUCUUAGUAGGUUAAAGGAAGAAAUCGACGAAUUGAGGAACGGCCUGGACAACACGAGCGAGUUAGUCGAUAAGGCGAGAGUGUUCCUCAUACAACGGGAGAUGACGUUGGUCAAAUCGCGGGCGCAGACAAACGAAGAUGGUCAACCGCGGUCAAACUCCCCCGCACAGAAAGGAGACGAUUCCCCUUUCCGACGAGUGGAGGCCAAGCGUCGUAGCUUCUCGUCCAGUAUAUCAAAUAUGUUCAACAGGAAAACUUCAUUAUCACCGACACAAAACAACUCUCACAACCUACAAAACUCAGUCCAUACUUCCCCCGCACAAAGGCAUCCGAUCUUCACACAAGAAGCCUACUGGAACCAGUCCAUCACACUCCGUUCCGUCCUAAACGCAGUGAUAUUAGACGAAUGGCUCAAGGAACUGUCUUCGCUAUGUGAGGAACAAGCCUUACGAUUGUCAGCAGAUUGCUACGAAAACGACACUUAUAUACGAACUGUGGCAUUAUGACUGUUAGCUUUCGCCUCUGAAGGCAUAUUUAAAAAUAAUAAAGUCGUAACUGACACAUUUGUAUGAAAUGCCUUAAAACGUUAAAUGUACAUAGCAAUCAUAUUUUUAUAAAGAAUUUUUGUCUAUGGCCAAGGCAAAAUUUAGUACAAUUAUAAGUUCGGUAAGUGUCAUUUUCUCUAUUUUCGGUUAGGUUACAUUGUAUACCUUAUUUUAUAGUAAAUAAUCUUUUGUCUAAUAAUUUUAAUUAUAUUGAAAGAAUAUGCUCUACCUUGGCCUUAAAAAAUCACGUUCAAAUUUUACUUAUAUUUUUUUUAUAAAAACAAUAUUUCUUCUAAAGUAAAUCCUAGACUAGAUGCCUUAGAUGUACCUAAAUAUCACAUACUUAAUUCUAAGUACCUAACUUUAUAUAAGGUUUAAGUGUAGUUGCAAUCGUAAUUUUAAUCAUCGAAUGCCAUGAUCGUAAUUUUGAACUGUGAUUUUAUAAUGUUCAAAAAAUUAAAUUGGAAUAUAAUUUAUUUUAUACAAAUUUAAACUAUUUUUUAAAUUAGUAUUUAAAGUAAGAUGCGUUGUUUGAAGUGUCACCUUAGGCUGUGGAGAGUACAUCAUAAACUCGAUGCUCGUGUGAAAGAAGAAAAAAAACGAUCGACGAUAGAUAAAUCAAGAAAUGUUCAAUCCGAAAGUUUCAUAAUUUUAUUGCGUGUUUUUUUUACUAUAACAAACAAAAUAGGUUUUUUUUUUAACACUGAACUCGCAUUCAUUAUAAAUAUUUAAUUUCAUAGAUUUUAUUUCUGAAUAUAGGACAAUUUUAAUUAUUCAUUUUUUCUAGAACAAUAACAUUGCUGUGUUAAUAUUAUUAAUAUUUUAAUUUUCGACUUAAUAUGUAAUUAUUUUACAAUUUAAUAUUGUUAUGUUCGUGCAACAAUUAUUAUGUUUUAAUGUGUAAGAUUAAUGAAAAUAUUAUUUGUUUUAAAUACGCAUUUUUUAAUAACAACUUUAGAAUAUGUAUCAUAACAUUUUGAUUGAAUUUUUAACUUUAUGAAUAAUAUUUUUUGUAAUUAAUAAUAUUUGAACAAAAGUCUUAAUAAUGGGAAAACGUCCUUAUCCGUCCAUGGGAUGAAGCAAUUGGAUAUUUAUAUAUUAUUUUGCUACAUGUAUUAAGUAUCAAUUACAAUAUUUAAAUUUCAAAGCUUUUUAAUGGACAUAUUUUUAAUAUCAUAAAAUUUUAUACAAGUACUAGUAGUUAUGAAUGUAGAAAUCAAAUCGCGUGGUCAAUUAUAUAUCAAACAAGUUUUUUGAUAAUCAAUUAUCAUUAAAAAAUUACAAAAUUAUUUGUAUUUUACCUGAAAUUGUCUACAAUACUAGUGAUUUUGCAAUAUAUCAAUGAAGAGGAGAUUUGCAGGCGAAUUGGCAACAUACUCAAGUUCACAAAUAUCCAUACUCAUUGUUAAAAAAAACGAUCAUAUCGUUAGCUGAAAAUUAAACAAAUCAAUCAAUUAAGAAUGGUGAAUGAUGGUCAGUAUGUAGUACAUUUAUUUUAAAUUAAGGACCAUUUCAAUUUUGCCAGUGUAUUGACAAUAAUAUAUAAUUUAUACGUCAAUAACUAAACAGUAUAUAUCUAUUGAAAAACAAAGGAUCCAUCCAGACCCCUUGGACAUAGUACAGGACAGAAAUUAAAAAAAAACUGAAGACUAGAUAAUAGGUAUAUAAGUAAUUAUUUGAAAACAGGCAUUAUAUAAUAAAUAAACAAUGCAAUGCCGAUUUAGGUAAACUUAUAAUAAUUUAAUUUAUAAAACAGAUAUUAUUUAUUUUAAUACGACCCAGUUAUUUAUUCAAAUUCCUCUAAAAACCAGUAUGAAUACAUGUUAUAUAAAAAUUGUACUAUUAAAUUACUUGCCAUAGAUUCAGGUCAUAUUGUAGAUAUCUUGUGUAAACCUUUUCUACUAACUAUAUUUUAAAAAGCGUAUGGAACAAUUGGAUCCAUAUAUAUUAUAUUAUUAUUAUUAAUCAAUCUGGUUUCACUUAAGUUAUUUUUGAAUCCUCUAUAUGUUCAGAAAUACUAUUGUUGUCAUUAUACUAGAACAGCCCAGAAUCCUCGACAUAUUUAUAAUAAUGUUAGUGAAAUGGAUAAUUUAAUAAUAAUAAUAAAAGAACAUUUGAUUUCUUUUCUAUUACUAACUAACAAUGGCAACUUUAUGCAAAUUAAAAAAACAUCUUAUGUUGUAUUUAAUUUUUUUAGCGAAUUAUGUCAAUAUAAAAAGGUAAACCAAAAUAUGAAUCGGUAGAAUUAAAAACGGUAAACCUACAAUAUGUACCAGAUCAUCUCUAUAAAGCAAAUUCAUCUGCAAAUAUAGAGAUUUUUGUAAACUUUAUUUGCACAAUUUUAGUUGUAAAAAUAUUCAAUAUACUUAAAUAAAGUUGUGAAUAGAUA
This is a messenger RNA of Vanessa tameamea, 5515 nucleotides long. Its product is annotated as FHIP family protein GJ17503-like. Bases 328 to 3087 code for a protein of 919 amino acids. The transcript is spliced from 17 exons. The record is from RefSeq and is a predicted model, not a curated record. Lineage: Eukaryota; Metazoa; Arthropoda; Insecta; Lepidoptera; Nymphalidae.